Argentina anserina (silverweed cinquefoil) is the source of this 1391-nucleotide messenger RNA. Its product is annotated as mitochondrial outer membrane import complex protein METAXIN. Lineage: Eukaryota; Viridiplantae; Streptophyta; Magnoliopsida; Rosales; Rosaceae. The transcript is spliced from 6 exons. The record is from RefSeq and is a predicted model, not a curated record. Bases 105 to 1073 code for a protein of 322 amino acids. Gene Ontology annotation, cellular component: mitochondrial outer membrane; cytoplasm.
UCCACCCCAGUGAACCUCCUCAAAACCCCAACUUCCAAAACCCUCGAGAAACCUCUCUCUCUUGUUCUGGGUUCGCAAGCCCUAAAACCCUAAUCGAUUUGAACAUGGAAGACUACACUCUCGUGGUUCGGAAGCCCUGCUUUGGCCUCCCUACUGCUUGCCCUUCAUGCCUCCCUGUCUUCUUCUACCUCAAAUUCGCCAACCUCCCUUUUCAAUUGGACUACAAUCUCACCUACCCUGAUUCUGAUAAGAUUCCCUAUGUGGAAUUGGGUGAGGACUACGUGGCGUAUAAUAAUGAGAAGAGCGGUGUCAUUGAGAGACUGAAAGAAGAUGGCAUUGCGGAUUUGGACAGUGAAUUUGAGGGGGUCUCGGAAUGGAUAUCGAUGAAGGCAAUGGUUAACUCUUGGCUUGGUGAUGCGCUCAAGUACGAGCUCUGGGUGGGAACCGAUGGAGCUGCUGCACAAAGUAUAUAUAGCUCGAAUCUACCGUGGCCUAUAGGGAAAGUUUUGUUCUUGAAGCAAGUUUACAAUGUAAAGCAGCAAUUUGGGAUUACUAGCGACAAUGCUGAUGAAAUCGAACACCAGAUAUACAAGAGAGCCAGCAUGGUGUUUGGAGCUCUGUCUAGUAGACUGGCGGAUCAGAUGUUUCUGUAUGAAAACAGGCCAUCGAGUUUGGAUGCUGUCUUUCUGAGCCAGGCGCUCAUUACUCUUCAAGCAUUACCAGAAACAUCAAUUCUGCGAAGCAAGUUCUUAGAACAUGAGAACCUUGUUGGGUAUGCCAGUAGGAUAAAGAUGGAGUUAAUUGAUGCAGGAACAUCAUCUUCCGUCCCAAACUUCCAUGCAAACCCUUCAUCAUCGGCUCCGAGAGGAGGUCCUUCAAACUGGCGUUCUAGACCCAAGACCAAACCCAAAAGGGAAAAAACAAAGGAGGAGAAAGAUUUUAAGAGAAGGGCCAAAUAUUUUUUGGCAGCGCAGCUGGUUUCAGUUGUAGUUUUUGUCACUCUCAUGAGUCAAGUUGAUGGACUUGAAGAUGAGCUUGAUUAUGAUGCUGAAGGCUUCGAUCUCGAUGAAUAGAAACAAGGUUUUUAUCAUCCUUUUGUCUGAUUUGUAAUCUCUACACCAGCAUUUUUGCCCAAUAGCAUGAUGUUUGAUGAGGAUAAGUUCCCCUAUAAUCCUUUUCUUUCAUUUUUGUAGUUUGGUGAGGUUAGAAAUUGGGAAAAUAAACACCAUUUACAGUGUAUGAUUUAUUGAGAACAUUCAAGUUAGAAACCUAGAAAUGAGGGUUGAAAGAUAUACAUUUCAUUUGAUAUAACAUAACAUUAUAUCUUUCAUAGCAAGCUUACACUCUGGUGUAAAUUUUGUUCAAUGUGAAUAUGAUUCAAAUAUGAUGAA